Messenger RNA from Nanorana parkeri, 1739 nucleotides. RefSeq names its product hypoxia inducible factor 1 alpha subunit inhibitor (gene HIF1AN). The transcript is spliced from 8 exons. The record is from RefSeq and is a predicted model, not a curated record. The coding region runs from base 105 to 1163 and encodes 352 amino acids. Lineage: Eukaryota; Metazoa; Chordata; Amphibia; Anura; Dicroglossidae. Gene Ontology annotation, molecular function: [protein]-asparagine 3-dioxygenase activity; ankyrin repeat binding; peptidyl-histidine dioxygenase activity. Gene Ontology annotation, cellular component: cytoplasm; nucleus. Gene Ontology annotation, biological process: peptidyl-aspartic acid hydroxylation; negative regulation of Notch signaling pathway.
GUCACUCUUGCCGGCCGGUGCUCGUCUCGUUGCUCCGCUUUAGGCCGGGCUGUGGUGUAGCUCUGUGUUUGUUGUCCUGAGGCAAGUCUGUGCGCCGCCGGGGGAUGGCGGAGGCCGGGGUGUCGGCUGCUGAGUUGGUGGCUGAAACGAGGAGAAGUGGUGGUGGGGAGGCCGAGCUCCGAAGCCCCGGGUGGAAUGAGUCUCAGUUACGUUCCUACCAGUUUCAGACCCGACCGAUCCCGCGUCUACAGCACUCUGAUCCCAGAGCGGAAGAGCUCAUCGAUAAUGAGGAACCUGUAGUUCUGACUGAUACAAAUCUGGUUCAUCCAGCUCUGAAGUGGGACUUGGACUUUCUGAAGGAAAACAUUGGCACUGGGGACUUUUCUGUGUACAGUGCCAACAGCCACAAGUUUCUUUAUUAUGACGAGAAGAAAAUGGUUAACUUUAAGAACUUCAAACCCAAGUCCGUUAGGCAAGAAAUGAAGUUCCCGGAGUUUGUAGAGAAGCUCAGAGAUAUAGAACAGAGAGGUGGUGAUGAGAGGUUAUAUUUGCAACAAACUCUGAAUGAUACUGUAGGGCGAAAAAUUGUGGUGGAUUUCUUGGGUUUUAACUGGAAUUGGAUUAAUAGGCAACAAGCAAAGCACGGCUGGGGCCAGCUGACUUCAAACCUGCUGCUGAUCGGCAUGGAAGGAAACGUGACACCGGCGCACUAUGACGAGCAGCAGAACUUCUUUGCCCAGAUUAAGGGAUACAAGCGAUGUAUCCUCUUUCCGCCCGAACAGUUUGAAUGCCUCUAUCCUUAUCCAGUUCACCAUCCCUGUGACAGACAGAGCCAGGUGGAUUUUGAAAAUCCUGAUCUAGAGCGGUUUCCUAACUACAGGAAUGUGGUUGGUUAUGAGACAGUGGUGGGACCCGGUGAUGUUUUGUAUAUACCUAUGUACUGGUGGCACCAUAUUGAAUCGUUACUGGAUGGAGGGGUAACAAUUACAGUAAACUUCUGGUAUAAGGGAGCCCCAACCCCGAAAAGAAUAGAAUACCCACUGAAGGCUCACCAGAAGGUAGCAAUCAUGCGAAAUAUUGAAAAGAUGCUUGGAGAAGCCCUUGGAAACCCACAAGAGGUUGGACCUUUGUUAAACACAAUGAUAAAGGGGCGCUAUGAUUAAUUGGAGCUGUAAAGAGCAGUGAACUAGUGUGUGUGCUGCUGCUUUCUUGAUUCACUUGUGAGAUGAGCAAAAAGCAUAAUGACGAUUGGAAGCACUUAACUGGCCAACUGUUCUCGGUACUUUGGAUUACACCACUCACUACUGUACUUUAAGAUCUUCUGUAUUUAUUUUCUGGUUGCUGAAGACAAGGAAGAUGAUGACCAACAAAACAAUGCAACACCUAAUGUUCCUUGGACUCUGUUCAGACAGUGGACUCGGAUGGCUUUUUAUUUGCCCAUUUCCCAUCUUGUCUGCAUGUUUACCACAUCCCUUCACUGCUUCAGGUACCAUAUCCAAAGACCUCAAUCAGCCAUGACAAACUUUUGCUUUAACUAAGGCACCCUUCAUGGACAAUUUUUGAUAACCUAUACAUUUUUUUUUUCUGCCAUUGAACUUGUUCUGUAUCUAAUAUAAAGCUUAUGCGUUACAGACAUCUUGAGAAGGAAACGGUUGUAAUAACGCUAAUUGACUACUCAGGCAAUUACAUUUAGGUAACACAUGUCUUCACCUUUUGGAAAAAAACACAUGUAUAAUAUU